UCGUGCAGCAGGUUGAUUCUCUGUCCUAGACGCUCUCAUGUGGGAAACAGGACAAUUAGAACCCUCUUCACAACGUUUGGACUACUGAGGAACUUCAACUGUGAAUUUAAACUGAAGCUGGUGAGACUGAACGUCUUUUGGACUAAAGUGUGAAACAGAGAAGAGUUUGAGUUUGAGUUUGGCACUGACACGUCUGCUCAGGCUGCUGAAAGUGAAAGUGAAGCUGCAGAAAGAGCCGCAAGAGAAAAAAAAGUCUUUUACUGCAGAGACAAAAUUACUUUUAAACUUAUAAAGACGAUCUCAAAUGUCCUUUAUGCUGUGAAAUCUACGUCUGUAUGUAAUCAACUGAUCUGGACUCUGUGAGGUGCAGUUCACGCCCACAACUGGGACUUUGACCUGAACUCCUGCGGUGUCAGUGCAGUAGGUUAAAGAUCAGGGAACUAAACACAAGUUUUGAGACUACUGAUGGAGAGAGUUUGGGUUUAAAGUGAAGCUGGUGAGCCUGAAAAUAACUUAUUUUGGAUGAAAGUGUAAAACAGUGAAGGCUGAGAUUGAGGCAGGGACUCGUCUUCUCAGACUGCUGAAAGAUAGAGGGAAGCUGCUUGAACAGUCAUCAGGGAGAAAAAGACAAAAUGGCUUCUAAACUGGAAGAGGAUCUCACAUGUCCUGUAUGCAUUGAAAUCUUCAAGGAUCCUGUCCUGUUGACCUGCUCUCAUAGUGUGUGUAAAGCCUGUCUACAGCGGUUCUGGGAGAGCAAAGGAUCCAGAGAAUGUCCCUACUGCAGGAGAAAGUGCUCAAAAGAAGGGUAUCCCCCUAACAUGGCAUUAAGGAACCUGUGUGAGACCUUUGAACAGGAGAGAAGUCAGAGAGCUUCAGCAGGGUCUGAAGUGCUCUGCAGUCUCCACAGUGAGAAACUCAAGCUCUUCUGUCUGGACGACAAACAGCCAGUUUGUUAUGUGUGUAGAGACUCCAUAAAACACAGCAACCACCAGAUACGCCCAGUGGAUGAAGCAGCAGGUGCCCAUAAGGAGGAGCUCAAGAUCCAACUGCAGCCCUUACAGAAGAAACUGAAGACCUUUAAGAAAGCUAAAGUCACCUGUGAUAAAACAGCAACACACAUCAAGACUCAGGCCCAACACACAGAAAGGCAGAUCAAGGUGGAGUUUGAGAAGCUUCACCAGUUUCUACGAGAUGAAGAGGCAGCCAGGAUAGCUGCACUGAGGGAGGAAGAGGAGCAAAAGAGUCGGAUGAUGAAGGAGAAGAUUGAGAAGAUGAGCAGAGAGAUCUCAUCUCUUUCAGACACCAUCAGAGCCAUAGAGAAGGAGAUGGGAGCUGAUGACAUCACAUUCCUGCAGAACUACAAGAGUACAGUAGAAAGAGCCCAGUGCACACUGCAGGAUCCAGAGAGGGUUUCAGGAGCUCUGGUUGAUGUGGCAAAGCACCUGGGCAACCUGAAGUUCAGAGUCUGGGAGAAGAUGCAGGAGACUGUUCAGUACACUCCUGUGACUCUGGAUCCCAACACUGCACACCCAGAACUCAUCCUGUCUGAGGAUCUGACCAGUGUGAGAUGUGGUGGUAGACAGCAGCUUCCUGGUAACCCAGAGAGAUUUGAUGAGUAUGCCAGUGUCCUGGGCUCUGAGGGCUUUAACUCAGGGACUCACUGCUGGGAUGUGGAGGUUGGAGAGAACACAGCGUGGGAUGUGGGUGUGAUGACAGAGUCGACCCAGAGGAAGGGAAGCUAUCUCUCCAUGAGUGGACAAUGGUUUGUGUGGUAUUAUGGUGCUGCAUAUGGAGCACGUGCUACUCCUCAUGCCUCCACUCGCCUCACAGUGCAGCAGGAACCCCAGAGGAUCAGAGUGCAGCUGGAGUGGGACAGAGGAGAGCUGUCAUUUUCUAACCCUGAUAAUAACACACACCUACACACUUUCACACACACGUUCACAGAGAGAGUGUUUCCAUACUUUUUGACUCCCAGAAAUGUCCGUCUGAGGAUGUUACCAGUGAAGGCCUCAGUAAGAGUAGAGCAGCACAGUUAGAGCUGAUACUGACUCUGAACCAUACUGAGAGGGAAACCUAUAGGAGAGGAGACUAUGAAGAAACAAAGCCAUUCAAUAAACAGUAAAAAUAUGUCUCAUUGUGUGGAUGUAAGUGAUGCUAAUGCCCACCUCAUUUAACUUGCUGUAUACAGUAUGUACUGCACUGCACCUAGUUUAAUUUAUAUACCACAGUAAUAUUGUGGGGUUUACUACAA
Messenger RNA from Sardina pilchardus (European sardine), 2251 nucleotides. RefSeq names its product zinc-binding protein A33-like. Gene Ontology annotation, biological process: protein ubiquitination. The record is from RefSeq and is a predicted model, not a curated record. Gene Ontology annotation, cellular component: cytoplasm. The coding region runs from base 633 to 2036 and encodes 467 amino acids. Gene Ontology annotation, molecular function: protein binding; zinc ion binding; ubiquitin protein ligase activity. The transcript has 6 exons. NCBI's taxonomy places the organism in Eukaryota, Metazoa, Chordata, Actinopteri, Clupeiformes, Clupeidae.